UGAAGAGAGGAGAGAGGAGAGCAGAGAGAGGAGGAGGAGAGAGUGACGCGGGAGAGAUGAGCUGUUCUGGUCUUCCAUCUGCAGUUUUAAAACAUUUUUGAGCAAUAUUUCAAAGGAACCGUGUUGUCAUUUAUUUAUUUUUUUUUUGUCUCAGCUGUGCAUUUCCACGUUUUGAAAUCUUCCUUUCUCUCAGACGAACCUCAACCAACCGUGACAACUCGUUCCUUGCUUCUUUUGGAGAGCACCCGAACGUUUGUUUUUGACAACAACAACAACAACAACAAAAAUUUUGUUGACUUACCUGCGUCGGGAUUUCCUACGGAGAGUAGUUUUCUCACAGCUGAGCCAGAUUUCUGUUUGUCUCUGUCUUUACCUCUGGAGCUGCACAGCUGUGGCAUGCGGUGCUGAGGACCGCACCGACCGGAGCUGUCCGGUGCUGAAACCGUGAGACUGACGUGGCUGGAGCUGUGUAUACUGGGAACUGUCCGGUGCUGAAGUCCACAUCCUCCUGUCUAUGAUAAACAACGGGAUCAAACGAGCAAACGAGGCACACGGGACGAUUUUUAAUGGAAUUUCCAUAAGGGAACUGAUUCAUAUUUCUUUUUAUAUUUGACCUUUUAAAACUCCACAGGUUUUCCGGAGGUGACUUGAGGGAAUGAAAACAGACAAUUUAUCACCCUAGGAUCCAACAAUCACGUGCAAACCAUAGCAACAAACAAAAACUAACAUUUGCUAUGACGAAAACUCACAAGCAUGCGAGGACAGCUUGGUUUGUUUGAUCUUUAAAAGCCAUGACUCCAUUUUUGAGGCUGUUUGAUGGGAAGUAGCAAACACGCGUUUACUAGGCAGAGCAUCAAAUGCAAAUAAAGUCCACUGAAUAAGAGUUGCUUCCAAAGGUUUUGGGUUUGGAGUGAAGUGGGUCGAAAAUAAAGAGGUUGUUUAUCGCGUGAGUGUAGAGGAGCAGCUACUGUCCCAUCAUGCCUCGGUCUUUCUUAGUGAAGAAAGUCAAACUGGACGAUUUUUCUGCUGCUGAUCUGGAGAGCUCGUACAGUCACAGCCGAAGAGAAGAGCUCAGCUUGCGAUUCCACCACCAUGACAAAGGCUACGUCAGCGAUUAUCUGAGUCCAAAUCCUUACGAUGACGUGGUGGGAAGCGACUCAUCAGUCAUAUCUAAAGUACCCUCCCCGAGUCACUCCUCAAUCAUCUACAGCCGCAUCGACAGCACCUACUCCGGCAUCCAUGGAGACAUCAACGGAGAUUCGGACCAGCCCGACAGCCCGAGGUCCGAAGUGUCGUCGUCCGCCGGCGGGUACAUCAACGGGGACGCGGCGGUGAGCGAGGGCUACACGGUGGACGCGUUUUUCAUCAUGGACGGGCGGUCGAGGCGGAAGGCCGCGGCGAACCCGAGGGGGGCCACCCAGAGGCACACCUGCAGCGAGUGCGGCAAGACCUACGCCACGUCCUCCAACCUGAGCAGGCACAAGCAGACGCACAGGAGCAUAGACAGCAAAAUGGCCAAAAAGUGCCCCACGUGCGGGAAGGUUUACGUCUCCAUGCCCGCCAUGGCCAUGCACCUGCUGACCCACGACCUCAAGCACAAGUGCGACGUGUGCGGCAAAGCGUUCAGCCGGCCGUGGCUGCUGCAGGGCCACAUGCGCUCGCACACAGGGGAGAAGCCGUUCGGCUGCGCGCACUGCGGGAAAGCGUUCGCCGACCGGUCAAACCUGCGCGCGCACAUGCAGACACACUCAGCGUUCAAGCACUACAAGUGCAAGAGGUGCAACAAGACGUUUGCGCUCAAGAGCUACCUGAACAAGCACUACGAGUCGGCGUGCUUCAAGGGGGCUUUCUCCCCCAUGAGCUCACUGGGAGAAUGACGGACUCAUAAAUCAUAACUUUUGGUUGUUCGCAUCAGAUUUUGAUGGCCUCACGUCCCACUUUUCCCGUUUCUUCCCAAAACAAGAACCCGAGCACUGAUAAGUUAAGAUAGGUGUUUUCUCUGCAAGGAUCACAAGGUAUAUGGUAAAAAUAGACGUGGCUGUUCUUACAGAGAGGCCCUCCAUCCGCUCCUUUGUGUCAUAUUUCCUCUAUGUGACGGUGAAAAUCUUCAAUCUCUGAUUUAGCCGGCCACCUGCUUCAAUAAGCUUGAAGCCUGUUUUAAAUAUCUGUGAAGAUAAAUGAAGCACAGCACAUCUAGCUAAUCGUUUUAUUUUUUUUAAUGAUCUAUUUCUGUCCAUAUCUGAGCUCUUCAUUCAGUUUCUUCCCCAAACUACGAGAAAAACGACACUGAAGCACAACUGUUCUUCCAUCUCUCUGUCUUUCUGCGACAGGCCUUUCACAGCAUUUCAAGCAUGAAUCAAAGCUUCAGUUUCCUUGCAAAGAGAUUCAAUGGACUUUUGUAUCAUAUGCUUUUUUUAUACAUAUAUAUAUAUAUAAACACUCAUGAUCUGAGGAUGCACCUCGUGUCCUGCUUUUAGUGAAACUGACCUUGGACUGAACUUAGAAUAAGAUAACGCAUCAAAACAAAGGAAGCACACAGCAUCUCUCUUCUGCAAGAAAACACGGUACUUAUAAAGGUUUUGGUAUGAGCUAGUGUAUUACGCUACAGUUUCUAUACUAUUGGCAUAACCACAAUGAACUGUGAAGAAAAUAACACAUACAAACCUGCCAUUACAUGGUAGCACAGGUAUAAGGAAGUACACCUGUGUAAGAGGGGAACAUUUAUUUUUUUGGGGGGGAUGUUUCCUUAAACCAUGUUUUUUUUUGUUUUUCACUACAGUGUCAUGUUAGCAUUUGCAUUUAAGGAGACAAACUAGACUUCCGGUUCAGGAUCAGACAGCUAAAACACCCACUGAGCCACCAGGAUAUUCUUUGACAGUGUUUUCAUAUGAAUCUGAUGGUAUUUAUUUAUACUUAUCAAUGUCACAUGGGGACUGAGACAUUAAAAAAUGUCCCGAAACGUCCUCAAAAGGUCAAACCUUUUUCCAAGUGUUGUCAAAAUAGUUGUGAUCAAGCAGCACAGUAUUCAGCUUUGAGGUUUUUUGUACUUUUCGUCUAUUUAUUGCCUAAUUUAUUUGUUACGUUUAUUUAUUUGCACUUUAUUUUGUUAGUUUUUUUUUUUUUUUUUUGGCCUUUGUUACGAAUAUGCCAAAGCAUUUGACACUUUCUAAUUAAGACCUUUUUACUUUUGUCUGCCACUUUAAUUAUAAAAUCUACUGCAUGCAAAAAAAAAAAAAAUAAUAAUAAUAAUAAUUACAAUAGCCUAAUAAUGGAAUCUAUGCCAAUUUUAUGAAUUAUCUUUGGGAUAUUUUGCCAAAUCUCUUAGAUAACAGGCAAAUUAAGCAAAUUUCUGUCUUGGGCAAUAUUUCAUUCAUAUCUGAUAGAGCAAUAAUGCAUGAUAUUUUUGAAGAAACGUGAGUCAUAACUGCUUGUAACAUCUUGAUUUAUUUAUUAUUUUUUUUCCACUAUUCUAUGUAGUUAUGAGAAAUGAAAUUUCAGGGAGUUAGCGAACCAAUUUAGUGUUAAAUAAUGGGCGGGUGGGUUUUUCGAGCUGUGAAUUUACAGGAACUGUGACACUGUUGUGACUCUUUGGGGCUUUAUCCAGUGACUUUUGUGAGCAGUCAGAGAAAGAUUCGAUUAGAAAGAGCAGAGAGUUAGUUUUCUAAUAUUCUAACCUCUCCUGCUCCAGGAUGUAAUAUUGUGUGAAACAAGGGGGUCCUAGUUACAAUCAAAUCUCGGCAUCAUUAGCUUAUUGGAAAUUAUGUCUGUACAAGCAUUAGGAGCUGCUGGGGCUUCCAGGGAUUCACACAGAUAGCUCAACUCCUCUAGAUGGAAGGCUCUGGACUGGGUUGGGACGGGACUUUUUGUACGUGGUUUAUGCACUGCCUGCCUUGUAUUAUUAUUCUAAAAUAUUGUAGAAAGUAGAAGGUACUGCUGUAGACCUCUGGUGCUGAAACAUGGACGGAAACGUGCAUCCAGAAUGAGAACACUUAAGCAUCGGGUGCAUGUUUUCAUUGUUAAACGAGCGAAAGACAACUUCACAAUGGCCGUGGUCUGUUUGACCCCCAGCGGCCGUUCGUGCUUGUGUCUUGCAAGAGUUUUCUCCGAAUGAGCAGUUCAAAAUUAGUGAGUUCUCUCCUCACUUUGAAUCCAAUCAAAAGAUCAGCUUUCCUCCCGGGCUUUACGUGAGACAUUAAUUCAAAAACUUGUGUGUGAGGACUCCAGAGUCAACAAUACUCAUUAAAGCCUCUGCGCAGUAUCAGGUUGUUGUUUUUUACUUUUAUUUAUUUUUUUUUCUCCUUUUCAUCAUCUCUGGCUGUUGUGAGUUUGAUGUGGCAAAUCCCAAUGCAAUUAUAAAGAUUGUUGGGAGAGGGGAGAAGACGUUUGGUCAAUAUUUCAGCACCAGAGUGCAUUGCCGAACACUUAGAUUCUACUAUGAACUACUGUAGCCGACUAUAGUCACAAGCUAGUUUACCUAUUCUUAUAUAAAAGCACUUCCUCUUACGAAUUAUAUCCUACAACGUUUUCUUUUCAAAGACAGUAGCACAAUUAAAGAGUUUAGAUUCAGGUAGACGAUGCCUUGUAUGUAGAAACAACGACCUCUUUCUCAUUUUUCUAUGGUUAUGAAUCAAAGGUAAACACAUCAGAGAUGCUGACAUAACACAGGUUGUAUUGACUUUACAUAAGACCAGAAAAUACAGUAAAAAGUGACACCUUCAAUACAUGCGGUGUCAUUUUUUUUUUAAACACAUUUGUGAAAGCAUCUAGAUCCACAACUUUUUUUAGAGCAAAUAAAAACUUGACUAUUCUGCGGCAAGAGGCUUUGUACAUAAGCACUGAUGUGACUUUGGACUUAUUCCUACAGAACUGUACAGAGCGUUGAUGAUGAUGACGAUGAUGAUGGUGACAGUGAUGAUUCAUUUUUUUCUGGAGCUUCCUGCUUUAUUUUGAGUUCUUCCUCUGAGGUUUUUAUUAUUAUUGUUAUUAUUAUUUUUUAGACCUCCAGUGGCCGGUUUGAAACAAUGUAAAGCACAAAGACAACACUGGGCAUUUUGGUUCACUUCCUAAAUAAAAGUUACUUUAAAACA
Molecule: messenger RNA, 5087 nt
Organism: Mugil cephalus (flathead mullet)
Lineage: Eukaryota; Metazoa; Chordata; Actinopteri; Mugiliformes; Mugilidae
Product: transcriptional repressor scratch 1-like
Exons: 2
Coding region: 978-1877 (299 amino acids)
Biological process (GO): regulation of DNA-templated transcription
Molecular function (GO): DNA-binding transcription factor activity, RNA polymerase II-specific; RNA polymerase II cis-regulatory region sequence-specific DNA binding
Source: RefSeq, a predicted model, not a curated record